Molecule: messenger RNA, 7213 nt
Organism: Spodoptera frugiperda (fall armyworm)
Lineage: Eukaryota; Metazoa; Arthropoda; Insecta; Lepidoptera; Noctuidae
Gene: Ric
Product: GTP-binding protein Rit2
Exons: 5
Coding region: 260-928 (222 amino acids)
Biological process (GO): Ras protein signal transduction
Cellular component (GO): plasma membrane
Molecular function (GO): calmodulin binding; GDP binding; GTPase activity
Source: RefSeq, a predicted model, not a curated record
CCUAUCAAAACAAAAUCGAAAUGUCAAUCGCUUUCAAUCAGCUGUCGAUUUUUUAUUGAAGAAAUAGAAGACACCUAAAUUAUUUGUAUAUAAACCAAAAUGUGCAUUGUUAAAUGAAAGGGUUUUCCUAGUGUUGAGUGGUGUAAGAUAAUUCGGCACGGUGGUGUUAGUGUUCGGCGGGGGCGUGUGCGGCGGGCCAUGGCGGUGGUUGCGGUGUGAAGGUGGCGGGCGCGGCUCUCGGGCGCAGGCAUGCGGCGGCAUGGCGGUCGAGGCUGCGGGCACGUCGCGCGGCCUCCGCGUCUACAAGAUCGUGGUGCUGGGCGACGGCGGCGUCGGCAAGUCCGCCGUCACGCUGCAGUUUGUCAGUCACAGCUUCUUGGACUACCAUGACCCUACUAUAGAGGACUCGUACCAACAGCAAGCAGUGAUAGACGGAGAGCCAGCUUUGUUGGACAUACUGGACACUGCAGGACAGGUGGAGUUCACGGCAAUGAGGGAACAAUACAUGCGGUGUGGCGAGGGGUUUGUGCUGUGCUACUCCGUGACGGACCGGCGGUCGUUCCGCGCGGCCGCCGAGUACAGGCGACUGCUGGCGCAAGCGAGGCCCUCCGAGAGACUGCCGCUUGUGCUCGUCGGGAAUAAACUAGAUCUCGCACCCAGGUUCAGACAGGUAACGACAGAAGAGGGCAGGGCACUCGCGACGCAGCUCGGCUGUCCAUUCUUCGAGACGUCUGCAGCACUCAGACAUUUUGUGGACGAUGCCUUCCACGCGCUCGUCAGAGAAAUACGACGGCUGGAGAGACAAAGACAGGCAUCAAUAUUGGGAACAGGUAUUUCGACGAGUGGUGGACGCAGACGGUGGCGACGUCUUCGAAGCAUCUUCGCUCUGGUCUUCCGACGGAGAAGAAGGCACCACACAUCGCCUUAAACACACCACAUGGAGGUUCAACAGUCCGUAAGAUCUUUAUACUAUCAACUAUGGAAAGGAUAAUAUAUUAUAAUGUGAAUAUGUGAGAUAUUCCAUAAUACUGACAUUGCGUUAAGCAAGAAAAUCGUAACUUUAAGGAACAUAACUUUUGUUAUGUGUCUACCACGGUAUAAUAACCAUUAAACGACGAAAAUGUAUUGAUAUGAUAAAAUGUAAUAGAAACUAACGUACUUAUUAAGGUUUAGGUACGUAUAUUCAAGUUUAUUUUUUUAAUUGGCAACUAUGUCUUUGAAAGUUUCUAUUCUCUAUGAUUAACUAAACCUUUACAUAUACUACUUAAACUAUAUGACUUUUGAUAUGUAAUUAAAAAAUAACCAAAAAGUUUCAAUGCGCGUAAUAUCUAUGAAGAUUUGCGUGUAUUUAUUAAACCAAUUGAAUUUUAUAUGCCCCUUCUUCUACCUCAAUGUGAUGCUACUAUUUAUCGUUACGUAAAAGAGGGAUAAGUAGUCUAUUUAGCAUUUUAUUUGUUAACUUCUAUGAUAUUUGUAUGCUGUUUGCGCAAGAUUGCGUGUUGCAAUAAAUUGUGAUCUGUUAUUAUCGAAUAUAUAAAUGUUACAGGCACUAAUGUAAAAGUAAACAGCAUUAAAUAUGCCAAAAUCUUUGCUCUAUUAUGCCUUUCUUCAAUUUGUUCGAGAGCAAUAAUAUUAAUGUAUGCUUAGUCUGUGUUAGUCAACUUAGUAAAUGAGGCCUAAGAUAAAGUGAGAUACUAAAACGUCUAUCUGUUUUAAUGUAUAUGUCUUACGAAUUAUAAGAGUCAGGUGAAAGGAAUUCGAAUAACUGUGAAGGUAAAAUUAUGUACAGAUGCUCGAUGGACACGAUUUUGCGAAUCAAUAUUUCCAAAACCUUAACGGAAAAAUAGGUCCAUUUGAAACAUUCGUCCUUUUCUUAAUUUUUCCACCAAGUGUUACUUAAUACGGAAGCCAUAGAAAUUAGUUGCCAUAUUGGAAAUGCUAUACUUCAUGCAUUUAAAAACCUUGCCAUACAAAGCUACUUCAACAGGAUACCUUGGUCCUCUACCUCUUAAACAAUUCCUAAUUAGAUAAUUGGAUAUAUCUAGUAAUUUAUUUAGGACCCCUUUUUAUAGUAGGUAAUUUUAGAAGGAAUUUAGGCCUAAAUGACAAGUUUCUAUUGAUGUUAUUGGUGACAGAUGAUAUUGCCUUUAAGUGACAGUUGUUGGCAAUUGCUAAUGUCACGCGUCUUUGUUGUGUUUCAACUCUAUUGUACUCUAUAAAUGUUCGUUUUACAUAUUUGAUAUACUAUGAACCCCCUAAUUGUAAAGAUAUUGUACUUAAUACUUUUAAAACCGGUGCCAUUCGUUGUAAUAUUUGAACCCCGUAAUAGAUGAAUAUAUUUGUACAAUCUUGGCUUGAGUACCUAAUAGAUUAGACCAUACGUCUUCCGAGAAACGGAAUCCGUGAAAGCAAUAAAUAAAUGUAGAAGUUAUUUUAUUGUUCGGUUAAGCCAUUGGUUAGAAGAUGUUCAUUUUGGGAGACAAGUUUGAAUGUUUAGCUUGUAUCGUAGCUGUAGGUAGGUGUAGCCUGGUGACCAACUGGAACAUAUGGAGAUACCAUAUUCUAAGCGCAUAUUUACAUUUUAUACUACAUUGAACAGUCGCGAUUUUAAUUCAGGGACAAACGUACUUUAUGAAAUAAAAACUUGCCUGUGUAAUGUAAUCUCAGAUAUUCUAUGUAAAGGUGGGUCCACACUCAACUGUAGUGUUACAAACACCCACCACUAGGGAUGAGGUUCGAAUAUUAUUAAAUAAGCCUCUGUAUAGGUUAUUGUAUAUUAAUAAUCUAGGCGAUUUCAUUGACUAGUCUAGAGUAAGAUUUUAGAUUAGAUGAUAUGGAAGUUCUUUUAGAGUAGAGUAAGACAGGCGAUGUUCACAUCUAUUCCAGUUGGUUCACAGACCUGGCCAUAAGUCAUAGGGGACCUUAUGUAUGGAAACGAAAUUCGAAACGUAUUAUACAAAUGCCAUAUUCGUGUAUCCCAACCAAAGCAGUUUUUUAAAAAAAGUAAAAGUUUUGGUAUUCUCAUUGAACCUCGGAGUACAAUUAAGUAAUGUAAGUGAGAUGUCGAGCUCUUCAUUUAUCUGUGUAACAGAUGCAGCAAUAAGUAUAUGAAGUAAAUAUAUAAAUAUAUUUAUGUAUAACUAUAGAGUAAUCGGUGUAUGUAUAUGAGUACGGUCGGCGGGCGUGUGAACUUGUAUAAUACUAGGUCGAUACGCACAAAUACUAGUGUAGACGUAACGUACGGUCGCGUGUUCGUGUGUGUGUUAGCUCCGCCCCCCGGAACAUUGGACGUGCACGUAGGUAUAAUGUUAAUGUUAAUGAGAGAUUCCUAAAUACGAGCAAUAUUAAACGCCUAAUGUGGUAACUAAUUGUGAUGUGGAUGUUAGCUGUGUCUACAUUUAAUUCAUAUUAAUGGUAGUACUUGUCUAACCGGAUUGUACCGGAUUUUACCCCCAUAUUAAAUAUGUUUCAACGUAGAUUUUGAUGUAUUUCUCGUGUUUUUUAUUAAUAUAGUUUGUACUGUCGAAUGUUUCGGGCGGGGAGGUUGUACCCAUAGUGCAAUAACAUGGUGUCAAACUAGGGUAAUCGUUCUAUGGCGGCUUGGGAACGAGUGGGGGUUACACAUAAUGUGCAAUCACCGUUAAUAGGAGAGGAGCUAUCUUUUGACUAUAAAAUAAAACUGCAUUAAGGUCCAAUUUCAAACAAACUCUAAGUACUUCUGUUUAAAUAAGUUUCUUUAUGCUGUAUAUACAAUAUUCUUUUAUUACUUGUAUAAAACAACUUUACCAUGUGCUAAUCACCACUCAUUUCGAAGUCCCAAAGCGCUCGAGCUUUGCCGUAAGGCAUACAAAGCCUAUUGUCCUAACAAGGGAUUAUAAUAUAACUACCUAAUUUAGUCCUAAACGCUGUUUGAUUAAAGUACAAUUUAAUUUGUAUAGUGAAUGUUUAAUGUCAUUGUUCGUUGGUUGCAUUGAGUUUGUAUUCUCAGGGCGUCUUAUGUUCAUCUAAAUCUCGAUUCUGGCUAAGUUUAGAUAGUCUUGUUUAUGUUCAUAAAGUGCUUUAUCAUUUUUGAUAAAAUCUUCACACAUUAUACAAUAUUAGACGAGGGUUGAUACAUUUUAUUGUCUUUGACUACCCGGACAGCGAAAGUGAGCAUCAACCCUUACGACAUACUCGUAUAACUACAAAAAUGAAUUAAAGUAAUAACUUACCUCUGUUUUGUUAUGCGAUAAUGCACCUUAUAGCAUACAAUAUAAGUGUCACUAAAUACAAGGAGUGAUUGACAGUCUAACUAGACUUAGCUACAAUGGAGACUUAUAUCCAGUCUCAAUAACCUAUCUUUUAGUAGAUAGCUUACCUACUAAAGAAGUAAAUUCUCACACAUUGUGUAUGGAAGUUGUGUAUAAAACCAGUUACUCCCGCGCAUUUUCACCACCAGGAAGGCUAUAGACCAUAAGAUAUCAGUCCACAAGACAAUCGGCGAGGCGUAACCGCUUCAUGGUAGAUAUCCCACCCAUUCGCACGAAGCGCUUCGCAUCAAGCGUCCUUGUGCGAACUGCUAGGGAGUGGAAUUCUUUGCCGGAGUCUGUGUUUCUUGAUGGGUAUCUUCAAAGCCCGAGUGAAUAGGUUGCUUACGGGCAGACGUGCUCCAUCGUAGGCCGCAUGAUCACUUGCCAUCAGGCGAGAUAGCGGCCAAGCGUCGACCCAUCAAAUGUAAAAAAAAGUCAUAACUUCAUAUUUUAUGGCCUACAGCCUUCCUUGGUAAAUAGAUUAUUCAUAUUAUCUUUGUAGCCAAAUCUACAGAUAGGUUUGUAGAGACUGGUUGAUGAAUACUGCCGACCCCUUAGUAACGUAUGAAUAGGUUCUAACUCUAGUCAUUAUUGUUUUGUAUAGCUGUUAAUAGAUGUUCAUCUUAACUUUAUAAUCGACGGUUCACUGGUAAAUUGAGCUUUAUUACUGCCUGUAUACAAGUUAUAUCUUAUUGCAAGUUUAGUAUUAAUUUAAAGUGGGUGUUAUGUGCACCUCUGCCUACUCCUUCAGGGAUUAAGAGUGAUGUUAUGUGAUCUUUUAUUUUUAUUAAUAAUAUUUUCUUCAUGAAUCUCUUUUUGAUGUUAUUAGUAUUUAAAUUGAAUUAUGAAUUUGUGGUUAAUUUUUUGAUAAAAUUGCUUUGAACAGUCGACUUGUCGUCUUUUUAGUCGAGUUACAGGUUUUCUACAGAAGGCUGUUACGACUUGAUUAAGGGGGAAAAUCGAGUCAUAAUGUAAUUCAAUCUUUUUAAUGACCGUCGCAAUAUUAUAUCGCCCGCUAAUAUUAUUGAUUUGUAUACUAAUUCGUUCCAGAAUCUUGCAAUAAUUUUCGGAAAUAUUUGAUAAUACUUGGAUAAAGAUAAACCGGGGAUGUAACAUGUAGUUAAAUUCUAGCUUCAAUUCACCAGUGAACCAGCACAAUAUUAUUAAAUAAUAUUGUAGUAGGUAUUAGCGUUAAUUGAACAAACCCUCUUUGUUCACUAGUAAUUUUGCCACGAGUACUAAUCAUAUUGUAUUUUAUGGAAUACGAACUUUGAGGUGGAAACAUAUUUCUAUCAUACCACGUCAUAACACGAGACCAUUUCUCUAAAAUUGUUAUAAUGAUUGAUAACUAACGUUAUUAUUUUAACUAUAUGUCGUUACAUGCGUUGCAUGUGGUCCUGUUUGUCUAAAGGUAAGCGUCCACAGGCCCGCAUCGUACGCAUUCCGUAUGACGUCAUCAGUACGCAUCGCAUGUAGGCGUUGCUGAUGAUGCGGUGCGUACGAUGCGGAACAGUUGACGCGUACCUUUAGACAAACAGGAUGCAUGUUACAGCAACGACAGUUUAUAUACAAGACAAACUAAAAUCCGUUGCGUGCGGUGCGUGCGAUGCGUACGAUGCGGGCCUGAGGACGCGUACCUUAAUAGAGAAUGUUCUAAUUUUAAACCAUUGGACACAGUCAGUUUUUGACUAUAUUGCCUGGACAAAUAGACCUUACACUUCAUUAUCGCAAUCUGGGUUUUACAAAAACGGUAGCUCUCAUGCAGUGUGUUUUAUUUUAUAUGCCUUGAGGCGUGGUGUGUGUCAAGUCUGUUUCCACCUUUAAAAUCACUGCCUUGCGUGUUGUAUGUGACAGCGGCGCAGAGUAUAAAGGAAUGAAUGUUACCAUAUUUAAAAAUUCGUAUUCCGUGUUUGUUUAUGUAUCAUUUGGCAGUGUAACUGGCCUAAUUUGAUGUCUUAUGUAUUGGUGUAAUAUUUAUUUAUUUAACACGAGGUAUUUCAGCUUUAUUAGCAUUUUGUUAAAGUUUAAACUCAUUAAAUUAUGUAAGACAUGACCAAUUUGCUACAACACUGUUUGCAUAAAUGUAUUGAAUUGCCAUAGUAAAAUAUAUUUUGUAACUAAUUUAAAGUAAAGCUGAAAAACCUCGUGAAUUUUGUUUGUGAAAAAUAAUUAAAUAUUGAAUGAAACUGACUAUGGAGAUUUGAACUCUGUAACUAAAAUAAAAUCUGAAUAAUUUUAAUACGAAAUGGUGCGAUAACUACAUUAUAACAUUUUAAUGAAACAUUUACUUUAUCAUUUUGUCAUAUGAAAUAUGAAUUGUAUUCAGUAUCUAGGGAUCUGAUAAUUUACUUAUAUACUAAUAUUAUAUACAAACGCCAGCACUUAAACUUACUCCCUUCUUCAACAGAUUUUAGACUUUAUUACAAGAAGAUAAAGUUGUUUUUAAGAUAUAUGACAGGGGGUAGGUUGACUUGCUGGUUGUCUGUGCAAAUUGUAUGUUUUGUGGAAUGUUUCGUCAGUGAGGUAAAUUAGAAGUUUGUAAACUAGUUGUUCGGAGCCCGUAGUCACUUGUACUUGAGAUUGACGCUUAAAACGUAUAUAAAUUUAAAUGUUUAAUUAAUAUAUUCCAUAGAUUAGCGGUUAUUAAGAGAGUAUAUUACCCUACAGUAGGUGAUUUGAACAAUAAUAUUAAUGAAAAAUGAAAUAUUUCGUGUUUUUAUGUACAAAAAUUUUAUAUGUUGAUAAAAUUGUUGUAUAUUUUUGUUUUGGUCGAUAUAUUUAUAAAUGCAUAUUUAGAUAUUUACUUAUUUUGUUAUUGUGUAAUAAUUUAUAACACCAAAUAGUACCUUUCAGAUUAUUAUAUUUAAUGCAAGAAUUGUAACCAGUGUGUAGAGAUUUUGUUGAAUAAAUGUCAUGUUUCGAAA